AAAAUGUUUUAACCUGGGGCGCCUGGGUGGCUCAGUCGGUUAAGCGUCUGCCUUCGGCUCAGGUCAUGAUCCCAGGGUCCUGGGAUCGAGUCCCACAUCGGGCUCCCUGCUCAGUGGGAAGCCUGCUUCUCCCUCUCGCACUCCCCCUCCUUGUGUUCCCUCUCUCACUAUUUCUGUCAAAUAAAUGAAUAAAAUCUUUUUUUAAAAAAGUGUUUUAACCUAAAAAGAACGUCUAUCCCUCGGUUCCAUGCGCCUUCCGAUACCAGGUAUCUUCUCCAAAGAGUCAUUCACACCUGUCUCCGUUUCUUCACCUCCCACCCACUUGCAGUCUGGCUUUUACCUCCAGAAACUGCUCUGAUCAAGGUUGCCAGUGGCCUCUCUGUGCACCCCCCCCACCCCCGGUGUAGUUAAACGGAGUCACCCCAUUCAGGUUUUCUCUUACUAGACUUGGAGAGUUCAAUGCCAUUGAUCUCUCCAUCCUUCUUGAAAGUUGUCUCUUGCUUUCUUUUGUUUUCGUUUUAAGAUUUAUUUAUUUUAGAAAGAAAGAAAGAAGGAGAGAGUGGGGGUAGGGGCAGAGGGAGAGAAUCUUCAAGGGGACUCCCCAUUGAGCAAGGAGCCCAUAGCCCGACUCAGCUCCAUCACAAGACCCAUGAGAUCAUGACCUGAGCCGAAACCAAGAGUUGGACGCUCGACCUACUGAGCCACCAGGCGCCCCCUCCUUGGUUUCUGUGACACCACUCUUUCCCUUUCUCUUCCUCUCUCUCAGGCUCCUCCCGCUCAGCCUCGAUCAGUUUUCUAUGGCUGCUGCAGCAGAUGACAAGCUGGGGGGCUUAAAACAAGAGAAAUGUAUUCUGUUUUGAGGGCCAGAGGUCUGAAAUCGGUACCACAAGGCUGAAAUCAAGGUGUUAGCAGGACUGAGGAGGGCCUCCCUCAGAGGCUCUUCCAGCUUCUGGUGGCUCCUGGCGUUCCUUGGCUUGUGGCCACAUCACUCCGAUCUCUGCUUCUGUCCGUCUUCACAUGGCCUUCUCUUCUGUGCUGCACGCAGCCCGGUACUGGACACUGGGGGGAGCUGAGCUGGACACCGGUCCCACCCAGACCCCAGGACAAGGUGGAGGCCGCGGAAGGAGCGCCAAGGGCCCCAGAUGAUGACGCCCUGGGGGCUGAGAACACAGCAGUGAGUGCCAUGCUGCGCGCCGUGGCCGCCAGCCGCCUGCCUGUGUGCAGCCAGCAGCAGGGCGAGCCUGACCUCACCGAGCGGGAGAAGGUGGCCAUCCUGGGCCAGCUGUACCAUGAGAAGCCGCUGGUGUUCCUGGAGCGCUUCCGCACGGGCCUCCGCGAGGAGCACCUGGCCUGCUUUGGCCACUUGCGCGGCGACCAUCGUGCAGACUUCUACUGUGCUGAGGUGGCCCGGCAGGGCAGUGCCCGACCCCGCACCCUGCGCACCCGCCUGCGUAACCGGCGCUACGCUGCCCUGCGUGAGCUCAUCCAAGGCGGCGAGUACUUCAGCGACGAGCAGAUGCGCUUCCGGGCCCCGCUGCUGUACGAGCAGUACAUCGGGCAGUACCUAACCCAGGAGGAGCUCAGUGCCCGCGCUCCGGCCCACCAGCCGCCCAAGCCCGGCGCCCUCGGCACCCCCGCCUGCCCGCUCUCUGAUCUGCUGCUCCAGUCCUACCAGGAGCGGGAGCUGCAGCAGCGGCUGCUCCAGCAGCAGGAGGAGGAGGAGGCCUGCCUGGAGGAGGAGGAAGAUGAGGAGGACAGCGAUGAGGAAGACCAGAGCCCCAGCAAAGACUCGGAGGCCUGGGUCCCCGACUCAGAAGAGAGGCUGAUCCUGCGGGAAGAGUUCACCAGCCGGAUGCACCAGCGCUUCCUGGACGGCAAGGACGGGGACUUUGACUACAGCACCGUGGACGACAACCCCGACUUUGACAACCUGGACAUUGUGGCGCGGGAUGAGGAGGAGAGGUACUUCGACGAGGAGGAGCCCGAGGACGCGCCCAGCCCAGAGCUGGAUGGGGACUGAUGGCCGCGGCCGCCCGCCCCGCCCAUGACUCCGUCUAGGGGACAGCCUCGCUGGCUCUGGUGCCAUCCCUGCCCCCUCUUUGUGCGGGGUUCCCUCCCUUCCCCCCCACCCCCCACUCCACCUCUGUCUCUCGUGGUCUCUCUGGCUCACUCGCUUUUUCUCCCUGCCUUUGUGUCUCUUGCUUUCUGCGUCCCCCUCCCUCUUGCAGCACCUCACUGUCUUUUCUCUGUGCCUUUCUCUCUGUCCCUUUCCCUGCGCCCAGGCCUCUGUCCCCACGAUAGGGCCCAGGCUGAAGGUCGUCCCCUUGACCGAGGCCCUUCGUAGCCGGAGCCGGCCGGGACGAUAUCAGUGUCCUGUGUAGGGUCCAGGUGAACCCCGGGCUUCGCCCCCGGCCUCUGCCUGUUUCCCACCUCUGUGCCGAUGCGGCUCGUGCCUCCCUGCCUCUGUUUCGGUCCCAUCUCCCUCAGCCUCGCUCUGGGCCUCUGGCUCUUCCCGCUGUACGCUCCCAUCUCUCGGCCCCCACGCUACCUCUGGCCCUCCGUCUGCCUCUCAGCCUCUCUCUCUCUCUCUGUUUCCGUGUCGUUUCCCCCCCACCCCCUGGCCCAGCCACUGUGGGCAGCAGAGCCCUGACUGCUGAGGAAGGUGGCCUCGCUGGGCGGGCUACCAGCUGUCACUUCUCCCUCAGGACCCAGACUUGGGAGGGGGGUGCAGGGGCAGCACCAGGGCCACGGGCCUGCCAGCUUGGGUGUGGUGGGAGGGGGCACGGGGAGGGGGGCUCUCCCCUCUCAGCCCCACCGGCCUCUCUCUUUCCCCGGCCACAAUGUUCCCUUCCUUCACUUCCUCCGCCUCCUUCUCCCUCCUGUUUACACUCCCCAAAUACGCACAGGCUGUUAUCAUGGGUCCUGAGUCAUCCCACACACAGCCUGCCCCAGCAUCCCUGCCCCCAGCUGGCCACAGGGCCCGCCCCGCAGAGCCCCCCGCCGCCCCCGGCUAAUGCGAGCCAGAUGGCCUCCCGGUGACUCAGCCACUGGCCUGUGGGAACCCAGGCGUCUCACCUUCCCAUGCCCCCACACCCAGCUCCUGCUCCCCCAGUAGACAUGCACAUGGAGAAGGGGUCAGCUGCUUGCCGGGAGGGCCAUGGGGCAAAGAGGUGGGGCCUGGGGACCCCUCGCUCCUGGGAGCCAGAAUGAUGGCACCCCACCAUAGCCAAGCCUGCAGGACCCUCAAAACCACCUCCUCAGGCACAUGGCCCAGAGUAAGGGGGAGACCCUGAGGCCUCCCAGGGCCACAGCUCUUGACCCCUGGGCCUCAGCUCUGCCCUCUGGGUCAAGCAGGACUAGAGCCAGACACAGAAAGUGAGAGCUGGCCUAGAGGCCAAGGGACAUUCACACGGAGAGACUUAAAUACGGAAGCUCCCAGUUAGCAGUUCUAUCCUCUGCCGGACCUGACGCCACACUGAAUCCUCCUGACGACCCUGUGAACUAGGGACUCGCCUCCAUUCCAUAGGUGAGUCAGGGGAGGCCAGAAGGGAGGUGUUAGUUGGUCGAGGCUGCACGGCCAGUGAAGAUGAAAAACCAGGUCUAGACCCUCACAGGUCCUGGGGACCAUCCUCCUAGGUUGCGUGUCAGGUCAGGGCCACCCGGAGCGGUCGGAUGCACGGAUUUGCUCAAGAAGAGCAAGGAAGAGGUGGCUAUGGAGGGUGAUACCAGCAGCUAAGCUUGGGCGGGGAGGGGGGGCGUCCCAUGUGCUCGGCACCGCCCUGCACACGGGCGCCGAGGUCGGCACCUGGACAGGAAGCCCCGCGGCCCUCCUGCGCCACAUGGACGGUCCACACUGCCACCCUGGCUGCCACGGAAGCCCAGGGUGGGCCAGCCGGCGCGACGCGCCCUCGGAGAGCCCGAGGCUGACGGGGGUUUGCCCCUCGGGUACAUGUGCGCGCCCGCCCGCGGGCCCAGGGAGCUUUUCUAGCACGGGGAGCAGCCCUGCGUGAUGUGCGCGGUUUGGGCCAGCUUGUCAUUGGAUCCUUAACGUUGUUUGUGAUAUACUUUGCCGGACGCAGACUUGUUACAUAAUAAAGUGAUGAGAGACUACA
Messenger RNA from Mirounga angustirostris (Northern elephant seal), 4112 nucleotides. It is a transcript of the gene CCDC97, whose product is annotated as coiled-coil domain containing 97. The transcript is spliced from 5 exons. The coding region runs from base 1184 to 2020 and encodes 278 amino acids. Lineage: Eukaryota; Metazoa; Chordata; Mammalia; Carnivora; Phocidae. The record is from RefSeq and is a predicted model, not a curated record.